GUCAAGAUCAAGUUCCAAACAGUUCAGAUCCCCUCAAUCGGAUCCCCUCCUGAGCAUAGGGUGGGAUCUUCUUGACCGGGCCAUUUGGAUCAUUGAAAUUUAAUCCAACAGCUACAAUAAUUAUAACUUUUAGAGGUCUCUAUAUUUGUAGUUGUUAGAUCAAAUUUCAAUGGUCCAGUUACUUAGAAGGGGGAUCCGGUUCCCCCUCUUUUAACUAUCCUGUUCAGUCUUCACUGUAUAUGCUGUCGUUCAGUGUGACCCAGUUGCUCAUUUUCCCGCCGUUUCUCAGCUACCAAACACUGUUUAUCUAAACCUAGAAGGCUCCACCGAUUCAGUAACGUAUCAGAAUUUUGGCUCGGUUUCAAAUCAAAAUGUCGUUAAAAGCAUGUAUUGGAGAUAGGAUAAGUGGAUUGCCAGAUGAAAUUAUUUGCCACAUUCUUUCAUUCCUUAUAACAGAGGAAGCUGUAAAGACUAGCGUUUUAUCACGUAGAUGGAAGAAUGUAUGGGCUUAUAAUCCCAAUAUUGACCUAUGCGAUCUCGGAUGUGGAAGAAGGAUUAAUUCAGAUAAUUUUGAGGGAAUCGUGAAUCUUGUACUUCUCUCACGUGGCUCCUUAGACAUUCAUAGAUUCAGUCUUACUUGUGAGGAUUUUGUGAACUAUUCUUGUUUUGACGUUUGGAUUCGCAGUGCCGUUAGUCACAAUGUUGUUGAACUAGUACUUGAUCUUGUUGAUGGGGGUUUCAGCCAAAAACUGGAUCUUAUUGAUGGGGAGACCGUGUCCUAUUACGUGUGUUUUGAGUUGCCAAAAAGCUUGUACAUGUGCAACACAUUGGUGGUGUUGAAGCUAAGACUCCAACCUUCUUUUACCAUUACUCCUCCGUCAAACUGUUUCCCAAGUCUCAAGUUUCUCAAACUCAUGUUCGAUUGUCUUGAUAUUGACUCAAUGGAGAAGCUCAUUUCUUGUUGCCCUGUACUGGAAGAUUUGAAUAUAGAUUGCAAACUCGUCGAUCUUGAUGAGUUUCCAGUAUUGAGGUUCAAUAUCUCCGCACUGAAACUAAACAAGUUACAAGUAUAUUUGUACCAAGGUACGUCUGAAAUCCCUCGUGCAUACCAAAUAUUUGUUAAUGUCAAUGCUCCAAGUCUCGAAAAGUUUGAUCUCCAAGACGAAUAUAUGGCGAUCUAUUCUUGGAACAAGGCAAAAUCCUUAAGCAGAGCGAAGAUUGAUUUCAAACAGCUGCACCGGUUUCAGGGCAUUGACAAUGACUAUAUCCUUGAAUCUGCUGAUCGUAUGCAAAGGCUUUUUGAAGGGUUGUUGUAUGUUAAAGAUCUUUCGGUUUCAGCUCCACUUUUUGGGGAUCCAGAUAUAAUGCAUCAAUAUCAUCUACCUACGUUUAAUUAUUUGAACCGCUUGGAGCUAUUUCUUCAUACAUGCUGCUCUUGGAAACUACUGACAACUUUUCUCAAGAAAUCACACAAUCUGAAAUAUCUAUUCCUUCAAAGUAACGCAAAGUGUUCAGCUUUUCGCCAUGGUUGUGACUUUGUACACCAUGUAUGGUCUCCGCCAAGGUGGGUACCCGUUUGCUUGAUGUCAUGCCUCAAGAACAUUUGCAUAAAGGGAUUCCGAGGACGAGCGGAUGAAAUGGAAGUGGUAAAGUACAUGUUGAAGCAGGGUGAAGUCUUGAAUAAUGUGAUAAUAUUUGCUUGUGAUUUCUCUGUAAAAGACGAGAUGAAGUUAUGCCAGGAGAUGUCAACGUUCCCAAGGGCUUCAAAGGCUUGUCAAAUUGAAUUUCGAAGAUAAUGUUAUCUAAUUAUUGAUGUGGAUUCCAUUUUCAAGUUGGGAAGGGGUCCCUUCUGUAUCGAUGGAACUGCAGUCGUGUUUUGAACUGAUGUUAUCUGCUCUUAGCUUCUUUAGCUUUGGAGGAAUGAGAUUAUGGAUCGUUAUGUGUUUGCCCUACGUAUUUGCACCAUGGACUUAGACCAGUUGACAUGUUUACCUAUGUAGAAUGAUAAUUGACAAUUGUUCUGAUUCA
Malus domestica (apple) is the source of this 2028-nucleotide messenger RNA. RefSeq names its product F-box protein At4g22280-like. Gene Ontology annotation, molecular function: protein binding. NCBI's taxonomy places the organism in Eukaryota, Viridiplantae, Streptophyta, Magnoliopsida, Rosales, Rosaceae. The record is from RefSeq and is a predicted model, not a curated record.